AUGUGCUUCAUUUUCACCUGUGGAGAACAUGAGUUCUCUUCCCAGCUUCAAGGAUAUGAGAAUGUAUUAUGCCAAUGUCAUAACUGCGGAAAUUAUUCAGCCAAAGUCAUAAAGAGACAUCCGUGGUUUACCUUCUGCUUCAUUCCAGUUUUGCCAUUGAGCUUCCAUGCCUACGAAGAUGUCGUCUGCUCGAUCUGCAAUUUCGCGCAACCACUUCAAAAUCGACCAGAUGUACAAUCUCAAAUAAAUGGAGGAGGUCAAGUGCCAUUACAGAAUCAGCCGCCGCCCGGUGGCGGUGGUGGCCCUGCGAAUCCUGGAUGGGGAGGAGGUCCGCCAGGUGGGAAACCACAACAGCCUAUGCAGUACGCAUAA
Sclerotinia sclerotiorum 1980 UF-70 is the source of this 372-nucleotide messenger RNA. RefSeq lists its product as hypothetical. The record is from RefSeq and is a predicted model, not a curated record. The transcript has 3 exons. The coding region runs from base 1 to 372 and encodes 123 amino acids. Lineage: Eukaryota; Fungi; Ascomycota; Leotiomycetes; Helotiales; Sclerotiniaceae.